This is a messenger RNA of Somion occarium, 1596 nucleotides long. NCBI's taxonomy places the organism in Eukaryota, Fungi, Basidiomycota, Agaricomycetes, Polyporales, Cerrenaceae. The record is from the annotation of a GenBank genome assembly.
GCUUAGCUAUUUUGUCUGUCUACAUAAGCUGGCUACAUUCAAACUUGGACACACAUUCCUGAGGCCAUAUAAACUCUUGCCAAUAACCUGUGCUCGUAGUUUCUGUGCCCGACGUUCGUGUCAGCCUCGGAGGAUGUCUGAGGAAAGGCCAAACCAGUUUCAUCCAACACCUGAGCAAUUAGCUCUUGUGGAGGUGAGGCGGUUGAAGAAACUGGCCAAGAUGGAGAAGGCCAAGCAGGAAGAAGAAGAAAGAUCACGUAUACUCCCUCGAGAAUGGUUGUCAAUUCAACCACCUGCACCAGACGGUGUUUCUGUGAAGAUUAUGUCAUGGAAUUUGCUAGCCCAAUGCUUAAUUCGUCGCGAGUUGUUCCCGACGAGUGGGGACUGUUUGAAAGCAGCCCAGCGUGAGCAUAUGUUGUUUCGCGAAAUUCUCUCGCAUAAAGCAGAUAUUUGCUGCCUCCAGGAGGUUGAUCGGACUGAGAGGUUGUUUCCUGUGCUGGAAGAUGCUGGGUAUAAUUUCGUGUACGCUGCGGGUCCUCGCAAGCGGCAUGGCUGUCUUGUCGCAUUCCACAAGGAUGUCUUUUCCACCGUUCGUGAAAGGACUAUUUUCUAUGAUGAUCAAGAAGUUCGUGAAGCCUAUGAUAAAUUAAAUACACACGGGAGUAGCUUCAGGACGAGGAACAUAUGUUCCCUUGUUGCUCUCCAGCGCGCCGGUAGAGCGGACACUGGAGUGAUAGUAGCGACCACUCAUCUCUUUUGGCAUCCUGGAUACAUAUAUGAGCGCGCCAGGCAAGCCGGAAUCCUCCUUCGUGAAGCAGCGAAAUUCCGCCACGAACUUGGCAAAGACCAUUGGCCUUGUGUCAUCGCAGGCGCCAGUCUCUUAGACUUCAACUUUACGCCCGAGGACCCAGUAUACUCACUGCUCAUCGGUGAUAGCCUCCUUCCUGAACAGCGGGCACGUUUGGCUCCAUCGCGUGUGGUACACGUAACGAUCGACCCAAGCGUUCCUGUCACCACUGACAAGAUGAUGGGCGAUGAUGUGUUGAUCGAUGAAGAGGAAGGAGCGGAGACCGAUCCUGACAGAAUAAUCACCAAUGCGCGGGAAGCCCGUGAAGAAGACGGGCUAUUGGACGAUGUAGAGCUGACAAAAUUGUUCAACGAUACAGGUCAUGUAUUCAGUGCCUACGAUCGAGGGCUACGAUCAAGUGAAGGUGUCGAAGAGUUGACCUAUGGCUCGAGGGUAGCUAUGCAGCCGAGCAGAUCAGGAGGUUAUGAACCAUUGUGGACAAGCUAUACCCAUUAUUGGAAGACUGUACUAGACUAUAUCUUCGUAUUGGAGCCUGUGGAUCGGCCAGUGUUAGUUACUGGUCUGGCAAAACCUAUUUUCACUGCAGACCUAGAGCCAGGCCUACCGCAGAAGGGUAAAUGUGGCAGUGAUCACAUUUCACUCUGUGCAGAGCUAUCGUGGCCGGAGCCACAACCAACACCUUCAUCCUAAAAGUCCCCAGUGUAAUUUGUAGCAGACAGGAAUGUAAAAUCAUGUUCAUAAAAGAAAAAACCAAUGAGAUCAUGGAAUAUCAGGAAUGGUGGUACUCU